This is a messenger RNA of Phoenix dactylifera (date palm), 1578 nucleotides long. It is a transcript of the gene RBL2, whose product is annotated as RHOMBOID-like 2. The record is from RefSeq and is a predicted model, not a curated record. Gene Ontology annotation, cellular component: membrane. Gene Ontology annotation, biological process: proteolysis. NCBI's taxonomy places the organism in Eukaryota, Viridiplantae, Streptophyta, Magnoliopsida, Arecales, Arecaceae. Gene Ontology annotation, molecular function: serine-type endopeptidase activity.
AUAAUUAAUUUCUUAACAAAGAAACCAUCAGUCAAUUACUUAUGGUUGUUGAGGACAAGCGGAAGGGGAGGUGAAGGAAGCUCAAAACUCUUCACACUCUUCUUUUCUCUCGUCCUCAGCUUCUCCUUGUCACUCCCCAACCGACUCUCCUUCUUAUCCUUCUUCUUCCAAGCCAAGCGAAACCUCUAUAAAUCUCCACCCUCCUCCUCCUCUGACAAAGUGACCACCUUUCUUCUCUUCUCCUACUCCUCUGAGAUCUAUAGAAGCAGGGUAGUGGCGGCGAUGACCAACGACAUCGAAAGGGGCGGCGGCGGCGGCGCCGGAGGCAAGGGAAGGGGCGGCGGCGGCGGCGCCGGAGGCAAGGGAAGGGGCGCCACCGGGUACUAUGGCGCUGUAAACGGCGCGGCGGCGCCGUCGCCUUUCUACUACGACGCCGGGUCGUCGGCGAAGCGGGAGUGGACUUCGUGGAUCGUCCCCAUGAUCGUGGUGGCGAACGUGGCGGUGUUCGUCGUGAGCAUGUACGUCAACAACUGCCCCGACCAGCGGAACCCCGUUCGUCGCUGCGUCGCUCGUUUCCUCCACCGCUUUUCCUUCCAGCCCCUCCGGGAGAAUCCCCUCAUCGGGCCAUCCUCCUCCACAUUAGAGAAGUUGGGGGCUCUCGAUUGGGACAAAUUGGUGCAUCAGCAUCAAGGAUGGAGGCUGGUGACUUGUAUCUGGUUGCAUGCUGGUGUUGUACAUCUGCUUGCUAAUAUGCUAAGCCUGAUCUUUAUUGGAAUUCACCUUGAACAGCAAUUUGGAUUCGUGAGGAUUGGGAUAAUAUACCUUCUCUCAGGAUUUGGUGGUAGCGUCCUCUCAUCUCUAUUCAUUAGAAACAGUAUUUCUGUUGGUGCAUCUGGUGCUCUGUUUGGACUUCUCGGAGCAAUGCUGUCAGAACUCAUUACAAACUGGACUAUAUACACUAACAAGGCUGCGGCUCUGUUAACUCUAUUGGUCAUCAUUGUGAUCAAUUUGGCUGUCGGGAUAUUACCACGCAUUGAUAAUUUUGCCCAUAUUGGAGGAUUUCUAACAGGAUUUCUCCUAGGUUUUGUACUACUGGUUCGGCCUCAGUUUGCUUGGCUGGAACGCCACAAUUUGCCCCCUGUAAGCCAGGUCGAGUCAAAGCAUAAAGCUUACCAGAAGAUAUUAUGGGUGAUUGCGCUGGUUUUGCUCGUAGCUGGAUUUGUGGUUGGCUUGGUAAUGCUCUUCCGUGGAGAGAAUGGAAAUGAUCAUUGUCAGUGGUGCCACUAUCUGAGUUGUGUGCCGACAUCCAGAUGGAGUUGCGGCCAUUGAGGACUGGGAUCUUCUUCAGGAGGGAGCUGAUAUUUAGCUUUACAGUUUGUUUGCUAUUACAUUUGAGUUACAUUUUGUUCAUUGGUACAUAGCUAGUUGUUGUUCAGGGACUUGUGAUCACUAUCUAGUUUCUUCCAUCAUACCUAUUGAUGUGCUGUAUUUUUUUUUUAAUUACUUACAUUCUUUAAUAUAUUAGAUUUUCAUUUACAGUCAGAUUUAUAUAAACUAUAAAACCUAUGUUGACGAAAA